GAAGCUACAUAUGCCCAGCUGGGGCACAACCUCAGCUGAUGCCCCAGAGAGGCCACCACCCAUCUCAGGAGAGGCUUUGGGUCCUGCCCUCUCUCCUCAUGGCACAUGGGCCAGGACCUGAAGCUGAGGGAUUGCUGGACCUCAGCUUCCUGACGGAGGAGGAGCAGGAGGCCAUUGCUGAUGUCCUCAAACGAGAUGCCCACCUGCGCCAGCUUGAGGAAGGGAGGGUCAGCAAGCUCCGAGCCUCGCUGGCAGACCCCUGGCAGCUGAAGAUCCUGACAGGGGACUGGUUCCAAGAAGCUCGCUCCCAGCGGCAUCACCAUGCCCACUUUGGUUCUGAUCUUGUCAGGGCCUCUAUCCGCCGGAAGAAGGGCUCCAGGGGGGACCAGGCUCUGGGAAGUAAUGGUGAUGCAGAGGCUGCUGGGAAAGAUGCCACUGAAGAAGAGCUGGAGCCCAGGGUCUCCACAGAGGUGGCUGCUCCAGAGAGUCACAGUGAGAGCCACGGACCUGAUUUCCCCUCACCGUAUGUACCCUCAAAGGCUUCAGGUCAUGAAGAGGAGCCCCAAGCCCAGGAAGGUGAGGGCACGGGUGUGCUGGGGGAACAUAAGAGAUUGAGGGGAUCAGAAGCAAUUUUUAAUGACUCCCACCUACCAUGUACCACUUUCCUCUUCUUCCUGGGUCCUCCCACUUGGCCUCCAGGGGCACCCUCAGGUCACCCCUGGGGCCUGAAGCUGACUAGCAUUGUGAACAAGCCCCACCAGGUUUGCUUAGGGACACAUAGGAGAGGGGGCUCUUUCAGCACCAUGUACCCCACUCCAGCCCCUGGCCAAGGGGGUGUGCAGGUGGCAGAGGCUGACCCAGAGCUGGAUCCUGAACCGAGGGCAGAGCAGGAGUCACUGCCAUCACCAAACCAGACCAAGCCGAUCUCCCCGAUCCUGGAGAACGGAGAAGAGGUCGCGGGGCUUGGCCCCUCACUCGACCGCAUGCUCAGCAGCGGCUCCUCUGUGUCCAGCCUCAAUUCCUCCACGCUGAGCGGCAGCCUGAUGAGCCUGUCCGGGGAGGCGGAGGCGGGCACGGUGCAGGUUCGCGGCUCCUUGCACUUCAAGCUGCACUACGACCCUGGCACUGCCGAGCUGCGAGUACAAGUGAUCCAGUGCCAGGGCCUGGCCGCCGCCCGGCGUCGCCGCUCCGAUCCCUACGUGAAAAGCUACCUCCUCCCGGAUAAGCAGAACAAGCGCAAGACGUCGGUGAAAAAACGGAAUCUGAACCCGAUCUUCAAUGAGACUCUGCGGCAUUCAGUCCAGCAGGCUGAUCUGCCAGGCCGUGUGCUGAGCCUGUCCGUGUGGCACCGCGAAAGUCUGGGGCGCAACAUCUUCCUGGGAGAGGUCGAAGUGCCCCUAGACACGUGGAACUGGGACUCUGAGGCUACCUGGCUCCCGCUGCAGCCCCGGGUUCCCGCCUCUCCAGACGAGCUUCCUAGUCGUGGACUGCUCUCUCUGUCCCUCAAGUACGUCCCUGCCGGCUCAGAGGGAGGAGGCCAGCCUCUGAGUGGGGAGCUCUACUUCUGGGUAAAGGAAGCUCAGGGCCUUGUGCCACUGCGGCCAGGAACCCUGGACACCUACAUACAAUGCUCAGUGCUGCCUGACGACAGCCGGGCCAGCCGCCAACGUACAAGAGUGGUUCGGCGAAGCCUCAGCCCCGUGUUCAACCACACCAUGGUUUAUGACGGCUUUGGGCCUGCUGAUCUACGCCAAGCUUGUGCUGAGCUCUCUCUGUGGGACCACGGAGCCCUGGCGAAUCGCCAGCUGGGGGGCACACGCCUCAGCCUUGGUACCGGCAGCAGCUAUGGACUCCAGGUGCCCUGGAUGGAUUCCACACCAGAGGAGAAGCAGCUGUGGCAGACACUCCUGGAGCGGCCAUGUGAGUGGGUGGAGGGCCUUCUGCCCCUCAGAACCAACCUGGUCCCCAGGGCAUAGCUCUGUCAAACUGCUCUGCAGGCCACCACCUAAAACACACCCUUGGCUGGAGUCAAUAAAGUCUGUUUGCCGAGCUACUGUCUACUGAACAGGAGAUGAGGUCUGGGUGGUAAGGAAUGAAAGAGCCAAGAGAAUGAAAAAGGGUCACUCCGACCUGGAGACUUCAAAGGGCUGCUCCU
Messenger RNA from Acomys russatus (golden spiny mouse), 2155 nucleotides. It is a transcript of the gene Sytl1, whose product is annotated as synaptotagmin like 1. Gene Ontology annotation, cellular component: exocytic vesicle; plasma membrane. Gene Ontology annotation, molecular function: small GTPase binding; neurexin family protein binding. Gene Ontology annotation, biological process: intracellular protein transport; exocytosis. The record is from RefSeq and is a predicted model, not a curated record. NCBI's taxonomy places the organism in Eukaryota, Metazoa, Chordata, Mammalia, Rodentia, Muridae. The transcript is spliced from 13 exons. The coding region runs from base 39 to 1976 and encodes 645 amino acids.